ACAGGAGCAUGCGUCGAUAAGAAUCCUGGUGAAUGUGAGGCGAAGAAGUAUUUAUGCUCUAAUCCUGCUUAUCUUGAGCUGAUGAAGAAGUCUUGCCCUGCUACGUGUAACUUGUGUGGUUCAGGGUCGGGAGCUACUACUGCUUUGCCAGGAACGACUACUGCCGGAAGUGGCACUUGCUUGGAUAAAAAUAGUGCUGAGUGCCAGGCUAAGAGUUACCUUUGUACAAAUGCCGCUUACAAACAGUUAAUGACUGAGAAAUGUCCUGCAACUUGCGGAUUUUGCGGUCAGUCAGGUGGAUCAGGUAAUGCAGGAGUGACAACAGGAGCCCCGUCAGGUGGAGAAACUGGAACUUCUGCAUCUGGGUCUUCUUCGUGUACUGAUGUUAGUUCUGCCGAGUGUCAGCAAAAGAAAAACCUUUGUACAAAUACGUUAUACAGAAGGCUAAUGGAAGAGAAAUGUCCAGCAACUUGCGGGUUCUGUAACAGUGACGGAGGAGCUGCAGCGAAAACAACAACUGCAGCGGCAGCUGUGACAACGACGGCUUCAUCAGGGUCAGGUAACGAGUGCGUAGAUAAAUCGUCUAGCGAAUGUGAAAAGAAGAAGAGGCUUUGUACUAAUGCGCUGUACAAGGAGUUGAUGAUGGAAAAAUGCGCAGCAACAUGCGGUUUCUGCUGA
Enterobius vermicularis (human pinworm) is the source of this 678-nucleotide messenger RNA. The record is from the annotation of a GenBank genome assembly. NCBI's taxonomy places the organism in Eukaryota, Metazoa, Nematoda, Chromadorea, Rhabditida, Oxyuridae.